Molecule: messenger RNA, 2718 nt
Organism: Penicillium waksmanii
Lineage: Eukaryota; Fungi; Ascomycota; Eurotiomycetes; Eurotiales; Aspergillaceae
Gene: anxc4
Product: annexin ANXC4
Exons: 2
Coding region: 1-2718 (905 amino acids)
Cellular component (GO): cytoplasm
Molecular function (GO): calcium ion binding; calcium-dependent phospholipid binding
Source: RefSeq, a predicted model, not a curated record
AUGUCCCUCCAGGUCAACGACCCACGGUCGCGCACCCGAUCCAAGUCUCCUGGGCGAGAGCGCUCACGAUCACGGUCGCGCGACAGUCGAGUCCCUGCUGUCUCACCCUCGCCCUCAGACCGUCCACGCGAGCGCGAGCGCGAUCGCGAUCGUGACCGCUCGCCUGCCAUCGAGGUUCGCGGACCCAAGUCUACCACCAAUUACGCUUCAGAAGACGACGCCGAGAUCGAGCGUCAAUACAAAUUGCUCAAGGAGGGCCGUCUCCGCAAUGAUGACUCGCGGGAUGUCGUCUCGCGUGCUCCUCGUAGCCCUGCUCCCUACGACGUGCGUCGUUCAGAAGAUGAUGACAGUGACCGCAGACGCCGCGAGGGCACCUCGUCGCGUCGUCGUCACGACCCCUACCCAGAUCGUUACGAGCAUUCGGACAAGGAAGAUGAUCUGAAGCUGAUCCAGCCGCGCGAGCACGACUCUCGCUCGCAACGUCGUUCCUCGCCGCCGCGUAGUCGACAUGAUGACUCGGACUCGGAUGAUGGACUCGCCUAUGGCAACAAUCCUGGCUCGCACCCAAGCUAUGCCCGUCCCAGUCGGUACCAAUACGCGCAGCCAACAGCAAACUACCCGCCUUCUCAGCCUCAGCAGAAGCCCCAACCCUCCGACUGGGCUCCUGUUCCGGAGUGUGAGCGUCCGGGCUUCGUCCCGCCAACCUCCCAGCCUCCUAUCUCGUCCGAAAUGCCAGGCGCCUUCCCGCCUGCGUCGAGUUAUGUUGAGAGUCCCGCGACGAGCGCACCGUCUUUCCCUAUGCCGCAAUAUGCGGGCAUUCCGGCGACGCAGCCGCUCCCGUAUGUCUCCGGCGGAGGCCACUCACAGUCGCACUAUCGUACUGCCUCGGCGAGUGACGUCUCGGUAUCGCAGGCGGGGUAUGCUCAGCCAGGUCAAUUCCAGUAUGCGCAGGUUGACCCCAACGUACGCUAUACUUCCAAGACUACGCCGACGAUGCCUUAUACUGCCUCGGCGAAGGAACAGUUUGGCAGACAGCCUGAGCAGUAUAAUAGAUUGCCGGACCAGCAUCGUAGACUGCCGGAUCAAUAUAGCAGCAAGGCACCAGAACAGCCUGCCUGGCGGUAUAGCCAUGAUCCCCAGUUUGGCGAUAAACCGCAGGCCCACGCGCCUCCGCAUUCGCAUUCGCACUCUCGCUCGCAAUCACAGUUGCCGGCUCCGCUUCAGCAUCAGCAGCAGAUUGUGGAGAUCACCCCCGGUGGCGGACGCGGCCGUCCCCACAGUCUGUCUGUGUCGUCAGCGAACAAUCUGGCCGUUGCCGCACCUGGAGGCCAUAUCGGCCACCCACCUGCGAGUCCAUUGCUGGAACCGUAUCAUGGCACCUAUCAAUCGAUGUCCCCCAUGCCAUCGCCCAUCAUGAUGCCAACCCGGGACGAUGAGAUCUCAGACCUGGAGCCUCUAGAUGGCGGCAGCUCGCUUUCCGAAUCCGGAAAGCGCAAGAAGAAAGCCUCAUCUUCCCGCGAGAAGGAGAAGGAAAGAGAGAAGGACAGCCGACACCGCAGCAGCAAGGAAAAGAUGCGAGAGAAAGAGCGUGACCGUGACUAUGACCGUGACUAUGACCGCGACGACCGCAAAGACGACAAGCGACGCACGACAAGACCAUCCGCUCACGACCGGCACGACUCAACCUCCUCCUUCCGUGGCGGAGACAGCGACAGCCUAGUCCUAAUCUCACCAACAACCGGCCGCAAGCGCGUCUCCUUCUACGACGCCUCAUCCGACGCCUCAUCAAUGCAAUCCGCGCUCAACCACACCCGCAACAUCGACAACAAAGCCAUCCUCUCCAUCCUACCACGCCUAACAUCCGAUGAAAUCCUCACCCUGCGCGCAGAGUACAAGAACAAAGUAAAAAUGCACGGCAAGGGAAUCAAUCUCGCCAAACACCUCCGCCUAAAGCUAGGCAACUCCUCCUUCGGAAAAGUAGCGUACGCCACCGCCUUGGGUCGCUGGGAAUCAGAAGCAUACUGGGCAAACUGCUACUACCAAGCCGGGACCUCACGGCGCGAAUUACUCAUCGAGUCACUAAUCGGACGCUCGAAUUCCGCAAUCCGCGAAAUCAAAAACUGCUUCCGCGAUACCCGCUAUGAUAAUAGUCUCGAGCGGUGCAUGCGGUCUGAGCUGCGCGCGGAUAAGUUCCGUGUUGCGGUUUUGCUGGCGCUUGAGGAGAGAAGGCAGGAGGAGCGCGAUCCGAUUGAUUCUAGGCUUGUUAGGGAGGAUUUGACGGAUCUUCAUCGUGCGCUGGUUAGUCGGGAUGGGGGUGAGACGGCUAUGAUUCAUAUCAUUGUUAGACGGAGUGAUGCGCACUUGCGUGAGGUGCUGCGUGCUUAUGAGAGUGUUUAUGGGCAUAAUUUUGCUAGGGCUAUGAUUGCCAAAUCGAAGAAUCUGGUGGGUGAAACACUAGCCCACAUUCUAAACGGCGCGAUAAACCGGCCCAUGCGUGAUGCGCUACUCCUCCACCAAGCUCUCCGUGAAUCCAGGACGAAGGGUGAACGGUCUGAAUUGCUCAUUUCUCGACUCGUUCGCUUGCAUUGGGAGCCUAGACACCUUGAGCAGGUUAAGGCUGAGUACCGGAGGAGAUAUAAUGAGCGUCUUGAGGAGGCUAUUGCUGAGGAGGUUAUGUCUUCGACGACUGGGGCCGAGUGGGGGGGAGUUUUGUAUUGA